This is a messenger RNA of Lytechinus variegatus (green sea urchin), 7671 nucleotides long. RefSeq names its product spatacsin-like. Gene Ontology annotation, biological process: axo-dendritic transport; chemical synaptic transmission; synaptic vesicle transport. NCBI's taxonomy places the organism in Eukaryota, Metazoa, Echinodermata, Echinoidea, Temnopleuroida, Toxopneustidae. The coding region runs from base 345 to 7430 and encodes 2361 amino acids. Gene Ontology annotation, cellular component: axon; dendrite; cytoplasm. The record is from RefSeq and is a predicted model, not a curated record. The transcript is spliced from 41 exons.
UCUCUGUUCAUCAGAAGAAGCUUGUUGCCCAUGUGAACCACAAGGAUUUUGUUCACAGCAUCUUUACAAAUGCAGGCGUCUUAGAAUCGCAAGAAACGGGAAAGCCAGGGGACUUCAACAUCAGUCCUGAUCUGCAGAACAUCAUUGUGACCUACAGUAAUGUAAAGUACGGUCUUUACAGGAUCAAUCUUGCCGAGUACUUCUGCCACAAUCCAAAGCACGUGCUUUCAUCCUGGAGGAAGCAAGAGAUUGUUCAAAAGAAGAGAUCGUUGAAGGUCGACAAGGAUGAGGAUGAGCUUGACUUUACCCGAGGUGCGUCUCCUGUCAACGAGAAAGGCAGACCGAUGAACAGAAGCUGGUGGAACUACCUGGAUGAUCUUAAACUCAAGCUGACAACGGUUGGCGACCACACCAAAGGAGCAGUCGCCAAUUCUUCCGCUGAUGAUAUCAAAACUUGGCAAAGGUGGUAUCUAAUAGCCGAUGGACACCUCUCUGUCGGAAACCCUAGAAGUGUUUGUGCAGAGCAGACUGGUUCAGUCAGGAGGAAUCAUGCCUCGGGGUUUCAUAGGAAGCUUCAAAGGUCACCAGGAUCUACCAUUACACAACAGGACAGGAGUUCAAGAGUUGAAACAAAGACGGAUUCACUGGUGUCCACUGCUGUACGCUGUCCCAAAUUGUGUAAAGGGCUACCAGUGAGGGCGGUAUACGCCAGCAAUUCGUCAGCCAUUGUUUGGUACUGUGGUGCUCUUCAAGCCCAAAGCACCGACAGAUACGGUGGCCUCUGUUUCUUGAAUUUCUCAGACAAUGCAACAAUAUUUGACAGCUUUGAUGAACCGAGUUUGUUGUCUGUCUCUGAUGACCCCACUCAUCCACAUGUGUUAUUAACGCAGUCAGAGGUCAGACUUCUCUCGGUCAACCUAGAACAGGAAUCGGUCGUUAACAAGAUGAUGGUAUACAAGUCAGCUGCGGUGACUGAAGCCCUUUGCCAUCUCAAUAACUGGGACCAUUGUUCCAUUCCUAUCCAUGCUCUGGAGAUUGGACUCAAACAUCGACAGUUGGAUACAAUCGCGUUCUUCCUCAAAAGUAGAGAGAACAUGUUCCGAUUGAAACAGCACACCGCUCCAGUCAGCGUGGCACCCUCAUCCCACAGUGAUCUUUCCUCAAACGAUGCAACACAGCUUUGGUCGGCCAUGGAUCUCCUCUGCCAAGCCAUCGCAGACAAUAUCAAAGAAAUGCAAUCCAAGCAGUACGCUCUCCAGGUCCUGAAUCUUGCCUUGAAUCAUCUCAACAAGCUCAUCCACAAUGCCACCGACUCCCUGGAACAUCUCGGUACAUCCUCUACUUCCUGCAAGGUGACAUCAUCCAUCAAAAGCCCUCUGGAAACUUCAUCUUCUGUAGCUGGCACACCAUCGGUCCAGUCUCGUCUGCAGAGUGACCGGCCUCGGACGGCGCCCAUGGCAGCAUCCCUGGUGGUCAUGACGGAGGGGUUUGAAGGAACUAACCAUGACCUGGAGGAUAUCAUCAAGAAGUUGAUCGGUUACACAGUCAAGCUAAGAGGUCAUCUGAAGGGAACGCCAUCCUGGAUGUUCCCAGACAAGGAUGAAAUAGAUUCAGGUGGUAUGUCUUCCCCCAGUGUAUUCUACACAGGUACAGACAAGUCUAUGGUAGCCACAAUGCACGAUUGGAAAUCCAUGUCUCCACAGGAGAUCAUCCGUGCAGCCAUCUUGAAACGUCAGAUCCCCUUGGCCCAGACGUACCUCAGGAAGCAUCAGUACAAUCUGCAGCUUGAACAGACACAGACGCAGCAAGCUCUCUCGUCACUGGAUUCCAAAGGGCUCCCUCUCUUGGUCGAUAUUGGUCUUGCCCAGGUCUAUGCUUCACUUCUCAAUGCAGAAACGGAGACUGCUUACACAAUGCUUCAAAAUUUGGGAUUCAAUGUCACAGAAGAAAUCAAGAAAAUAUGUCUGUACACUGCAAAUACAGGACUAAGGGACUUCUUGAUUUCCGAGCUAUCCCAAUCUCAAGAUCUGACCAACGAGGAAUCAGAAAUGGUCCACUUUGUUCAUCAGCUUGAACAUCUCUACACCUGUCAGUCGUUUGAAAAAGCCAAGGCCCUCGCUUCAGAAAAGAGCCAGAGGUAUGUGGACGAGAAGCAGAGACAUGAGUUACUCCCUCCAAAUGAUACUGACGCCAAGCAAUAUCUUGAAAACAUCAUCGUAAGAGGGGACAUCUCGGUGUCUGGUGAACCGGCUAACUGUGAGAACUUCAACUAUGGUCAUGUUGUUCUUGAGUGGGUGAGGAGCUGGAAUCAGGAGACGAGGGAUCGCAUCCUCCUUGAGAGACUACUUGCUUCAAAGAAUAAAGAUCCCUCCAUUAACUACAAUCUAAGAGCAGAUUCGGCUUGGUCCUACCUGACGUCACACCACCACUGGGAUCAGCUUAAGCUCUGGAUUAGAUCCAGCUUAUCUCUUAAUCCUGAUCUGUUACCUCCAUCUAUGGAAGCGGUAAACCCAUGGUUACAAGAUCUCCAGCUAAUCCCCAGAGUGGUUCACAGUAUGGGAUCCUGUUUGCCCGAUCUUAGGGAGAAAAUCCUAGAUGAAUUGGCGAGGCAUGGGAUCUUCAGCUCUUCUGAACUGGCAACCUUUGACCUUUUAACCCGACGUCUGAGCAGCACACAGCAGCUGUUCCAGCAUCCGCACCCGCUGGGUCAAAGGUCGGAAACGGUGUCCGUGCUGCCAUCAUACAAGCAGUGGUUCCUGGAUACUUGUAUCAAGAAGAAGUUGCCAGGGCUGUUGUAUGCCUUCUUAGAUUUCUACAGUUUAUGCCUUUCAGAGAAUGAAGUGAUGAGUCUUCAGCUACCCCUAGCCCACUGUCCCUGGCUUGAAAUCAUGCUACAUUUCAGAUGGAUUGGUAGACAGGCAACAGAUCCAUCAUUGGUUUUCCAAGCUAGUCUUUCUAAUGCAAGAUUGUUGAUGCAAGUCACACAGCCAACCAUAUCGGGGCUCCUGGAGUCUGGAUACCCGAUUAUUGCCAUAGCAACGCUACUCUAUGCACCGGGAUCCAUUCCAGAGGCUCUUAGCCCAGCAAGCAAUGAUGAAGAGAGACUAUGGAAGCUGGAUGGUGACAAACUCCAGCAGGCUUUACGUCCUUACCCCAAGCUGCUCUCUGCCGUCUUCCCGCCCUCUAGCAUCGAUGGCAUCAAGCCUCAAGACAUCACAGUUUAUCAACUCCUGCAGGGAAAUUGCCCGUUUGACCCCAGGAAGCUCUUCCUCUGGCAAAGCACCAAUAAGGUCAUCAACCCAGAAGACACAACAAGCGAGAUGCCAUAUUUUUCGGACCCAAUCCUGAUAGAACGCUACGCAUACACCGAAGCGUUCAGCUACACAUACUACCUAAGACAGGGUCGGCCAUCUUUCGCCUACGUCACGUUUAUAACAAGUCUGCUCCAAGAGGGCGCUGCGCUGACAAAGAAAAUAUUAUUUGAGGUAUACGUGAAAGCCUACACGACCGCACUCCGUCAUUUCCCCAACCGCUCCAUCUGUGCCGCCUGUACCGCUUACAUUGAGAUGCUGGGCAGGGAUAGCUUGUCCCUUCGUAUUGACCUCCAGACCGCAAGGACCAUUGCUGACCAUCUCAAGGGUCAACUGACCCAUGCUAGCAGGUCAAAUGUCAAAGGUCAACAAGGGGUCGGUCUUGAGAAGAGCCUAAAGGAGAAGAAAGAGACAGUGGAAAGAGAUAUAGUGAAUCUCAUGAUGUCCUGUGUGAAAGGCAGUGAAUUGUGUUGCAAAACUGUCUUGCGAAAACUAGAAGAAGCUCUCACAAGCCACAUUGAUCAGGAGGCAAUCGAGAGGGUUAGCUGGAAGGCUGCUGAGGAAUGGAACUUAGCAGUGAUGUUCUGUCGUCUCCAUGGUAUUGCCAUGACAACGGUCUUCCCCAUGGAAUGUACCAGAGCAGACAACUGGCUUUUGUUCAUUUGCUUUGUCCAAACACACCAGUUUCCAAAGCAACAGGUUCUUGACCUUGUGAAGUCGUUCAAGAGCAGCACCAUCCGAGAGCACAUGAGCCACGCCCUCUCCCAUCUCCAGUAUGGCCCCGCCCCUUCGCAGGACAGCGAAACGGCAUCCCAAGGAGGCGUGGCCAGUGUCAGGUCUAGACUGCCAAUCAAAGACUACAGGACUGCCUACUAUACCAAGAUGGGAUUCCUCAAGGACUGCACAGAUGCCUCUGGAGAAACAAGUGACACAGAAGACGAAGAAUAUAAGUCUGGAAGUAGACUGGAGGCAUCGCAGGAGGAUGCUUCAUCUACUGAUGCUGAUACUGUAAUAGAUCAUGAAUUGAGAGGAGAUGUGACCCACGAGUUGUUUGAGAUUAUAUUCACCUGCGGGAAUCAUUCAGUUGCUUGGAAAGCUUUCCUGUCUUAUGCCAUCCACUUACAACAGCCGGUCCUGGCUGUGAUUGCAGCCUGUCAUCAGGGUGCAAAUAUUUUGGAUUGUUUAUGUUCCUGGCUCUAUACGUCACUCUCUGAUGACCCCAAUCUGGAGAAGGUCCUAGGUUCAAGCUCCCUCUACAAGAACCACUCCUGGAGCCUGGAUCAGCUUCGGGAUCUCAUCGAUAUCGCCAUGGCGACAGGCAGGGUCAAACUUCUCACCAAAGGAUUUCAAAUAUAUGACAAUAGAGGCGUGUUGAACUCGUUUCUUGCUUUCUGUGAAGAUUUUCUGCUUCUAAGAGAUAGAAAUCAGUGCAAGAUAGACCUAGAGUUCUUUCAUGAAGCCAUGCUUACAUGUCGACGUCGUAGUAGUAUGAGAAACCAGCCUGACCCUGGUCCAAGCAGGCCUAGGAUUGGCCAUCUGGAAUGGUUUCAAGAGACGGCCAAUCACAUUGCUCGUAACAUGCUCCUCUCCAGUACCAGCCAAUGGGAGAUCGGAUUUCUACUUGAAGCCUUCACAACCUUGAAUUUCUCCAGAUGUGUUGAUUCUAACGAUCCUAACUACAGCCGUCUAUAUCAUCUCCACAAGAGUCUUCAAGAUACGGGGCUAGUGCUCCCAAUAACCCAGAUGCUUGAUUCCCCUGAGGCUAUGGUCACUGAAUGCAAGGUGUUGCUUGACAGGCUUCAGGCAAUGGGAAGGUUUGACCAGGCAAAAGAGUUUGCUACGGCCGCUGGACUCUCUACUGACCAUGUGAUCAUACAAGAGCUCCUUAGUGACCUUAGGCAGGUCAUGAGGUCAGAGGUUGGGAGUACAGUUGCUGGAUGCAUUGCAUUCUGGGUAAAGUGCAACGAAAGGCUGACCAAGGCCAAAGUAGACUAUCAAUCAGCAGCUGAAUUCUUCCAGUCUCAAUCAGAAGAGAAUGAACUGACUGGUGAGAAACAUGCCAGAGAGAAAGCUAUCUUGCUAGACUUGUCCUACCAGUGGUUAUCUCAUCCAAAGACUACUGCAACUCAGAGUUCUCUGCGGUCACUCGAACAAAAAGUCUGGCUUUGGAGGCUUAGAGCUGAAGCCGAAAAGAAGAGGGCAGUAGACCCGUCUCCAUCUUGUCUGGAAUCCCAUUGUGCAGACUGGACACCCAAGUCUAGAGGUCCUCGAGAGCUCCUCUAUGAUGUACAACCAAUAGAUUCACCUGCCUACCAACUGCUCAAUGAAGAGGAGAGGUUAGCUCUCAAGGAUAUGAUCGAUGGCCUGCUGUCAAGCUGCUGCAUCGCCAAAGCCCAUAAACUAGCCAGUCAGUUUGGCCACUCCCACCACGAUCUCUCCAUCACACUGGCAUGCCUGCAGCUCAUGCAAGGCAAGGUCACACCAGAGGGCAUUGACCCUGAGCUGAGGUCAAAGGUCAAGGUAUCCAGCAGCAAACCCAAGCUGACCAGGCGGCCCAGUAAUCUGACCCUGCUGGGUCCUCCGUCAGGGGUGUACGGUGGUAGAUCAAAGAAACAGCUUGGGAGAACACCUAGUAUGGUCAGUCUUGGAAUCAAUCAAGAAUUGAGUUCGCCGCAGAAUGACGAUAUCUUGACCAUAAUGGAAGCCCUCUCUGACCAUACCACAUCGGCCAGGACAUGCUGUGACCGCAUUAUCAAUGUCUACAGGAUCUCACAGGUUUUGGACAAGCCAUAUGAUGUGUUGAUCAAACAAGUUCCAUUCACAUCGGUCAAAUCUCUUCUUCAGACUAGCCAUGCUGACCGCUACCUCCUGGCCAAAAACUUCAUCAGAGCAAACAAUCUAGCAGAUAAUGAGGUUGCAAACUUUCUCUCGGAUGUUGUUUUGAAUGGACUGCAGCAGAAAAUCAAGAGGAGAAAAGAGAGUUCAUUGACACGCCCUCCAGCGUCCGAGGGACCUCCUCCUGAUCGUAUUGAGAAGGUAGCCUUCAUGAGUUUAGCUAAGAUAUGUAAAGAUCCAGCAUGUCUGGGAACAAGACUACUAGAUGAGGCUAUACAGAUUGCCCACUCAGAUUUAAGCACGACAAGACCAGCCCUGACCCUGGAGGUAGAGCUAAUCAUCCGAGCUCAUGACUGCUUCACCCUAAGCUGCAACAUGGAAGGGAUCGCUUCGGUUCUCAGAGCCAGCUGUGACUGCUGCAACGCCCUCGCUCAGUCCGAAGAGUUUAGUCUCAUGGUACGGCUUCUGAUUGGUGUGAGAAGGUUCAGUGAGAUGACCUAUAUCUUUGAAAUUCUUCGAGCCAAUCAUCAAAUGGAUGCCCUUCUGAAGAAAGGAGCUAAUGAUGACAAGUUGAAAGUGGCUCUCUUGGACUUCUUGAAGAGAUGUGACCCACCAGACACUGAGACUUACGGCAUUGUUGCCCUCAAAUUUGAGAUGCAUAGAGAAGUAGCCAGCCUCCUAGAACAAGCAGCUCGGGAUAGACUUAAAACCCUAAAGUCUCGGACUAUGGAUACAAACAUUGAAAUUCAGAACAUCCUUGAGAAUGUUUUACACGAUCUGACCAAUGCUGCCAAGAAUUAUGCAAAGGACAACUGUUUACGGCAUGCCGAGAAGUGCAUAAAGCAAGCUCGUCUGGUGGCUCUUCAGAUUCGGCUUCUUCCUGUGAGGUCAAGGGUCAUCAACUUUGAACCUGCAGAGGUGACCAAGUUUGUGACCCAGCAUCCCAAGUUUCAUGAGGUAUUGAUAGUACAGGAUGCGUACCAGCAAAAGAAUGAAUGGUCAAGCGCCCUCUAUAACAACGUCAUCCUGCAGGGAAAUUUCAAGUACUUGGAAGACUUCCAGUCUUGCAUCCAGCUCACCGCUAGCCAUUGCACCGACGUUGCAUCCAGGUACCGUCAGUUGUCUAGUAAGAGCAGUCUGGUUGUGUCUCACAUGCAGCGCUUCUUAGGACUCUGUCCUGACGUCCUGACUGCUUACCGCCUCGCCAACCAGCUGGAGUUCAAAGACAUGGCGUUCAGCUUACUGAAGGGGGACGGUGGAGCCUAUCUCAGUGAUGUUGCUUAGAGGGAGUGGCACUCCUGUAUAAUGGAUACUUCUGACCACCUCACCAACUAGAUGGAGUUCAAAGACAUGGCAUUCAGCUUGCUGAAGGGGGACGGUGGAGCCUAUGUUUCUGAAGAGGAGUGCACUCAUUUAUAAUGGACACUGCUUACCGCCUUGCCAACCAGCUGGAGUUUAAAGACAUGGCAUUCAGCUUGCUGAAGGGGGACGGUGGAGCCUAUGUUUUUUAAGGGGAGUAGCACUC